Molecule: messenger RNA, 1218 nt
Organism: Paramecium sonneborni
Lineage: Eukaryota; Ciliophora; Oligohymenophorea; Peniculida; Parameciidae
Source: the annotation of a GenBank genome assembly
AUGAACAACCAAUUCUUAUAAGGUCGAUCUUAAAGCAUUAGAUUUAUAUAGACUCAAACAAUAUAUGAAUAACCCUUCUUUACUCCCAAUAUUGAUGUUCUCUCCAUCUCUGAAAAUCUCAAUUUAGAAAAAAUUAAAAAAUAGCCAACAUCUAGAUAUUAAUCUCCUCAAAAAUGGCAAGAAUCUUUCAAAAAACCCUAAAUUUAGUAAGCUAAAAUCAUACAUACUCAAGAACAAGAAGCUUAAAAAUAAUUCAAAUAAUUACAAGUAAAUUAUGAUGAAAAAAUAUUAUUUCAACCUAAAGAAAUGAUUUCCAAACCUACAACAGAGUAUAAGUAACUUAUAGUAAAAGCAAAAACUUUACUCUUAUAAUAACGUACAUUAAUUAUGAAAAAAUAUUUUAAAAUAGCUUCCCUUGCUAUUAUCGCAGCUAUUAGAAUCAGGAAAUCAUUAAACUAUUCACUUUGGAAGAAGUAUCAGAUGUAGCUGAAAAAUAUAAGUUUUUUUCUCAAAUUAGAAUUAGUACAGACUGAACGAAUAAAUGCCUGGUGUAAAGCAGUUUGUGCUAAAUCACUUACUUCAGUAAAUCAAUAACUUCAUAAUUUUAUUGAUUUACCUAAUGACAAAGAAAAGGUCGAUUAAUCAAUGAUGAAAUCAAUUAAUUCUUGUUAAUUUUUAUUAGAGAAUUUAGCAUACUUUUCAUAACCAAAAUACUUUUGUGAAGAAUUGAAAUAUUAUUUAUUAAGUUAAGUAUUUUUAGAUCAUAAAGCGUAUUUUUCUAAAUUUGUUUCUAGUAGAACUUUAUAUUUACACACAAAAAAUAGAUAAAUAAAAGAAGAAGAAUUAACUAUGAUUUUGGUUGAAUCAAUACUAAUCGAUUAAAUUAUAAUGAAUAUUUUUGAUUCAAAUUAAAAGUGCUUGUUUUUACUAAAACUCAUCGCAAGCCUUCUCUAAUACCUUUUCAUUAAAAAAUUUAUAAAACUUAAAUAAAAAAAAAGCAAUAUAUAAAAAUUAAGUGCUCAUUAAAUUAUAUAAAUAGGGAAUAGAAUUAAAUUAAAUUUAAUUUCUAAUCCAUCAGCAAAUGAUCUCAUUAUCAUAGGACUUUUUACAAAUGAAGAAUUACAAUCUCUUUUAAAUUAUAAAAAAGUUGUAUCAAAAGUAAUAGAUUAGAAUUUUGAGAGAUUUUGUUGCAAUCUUCACACAACUGUUUUUGCCUGA